CCUCGAUUUCUAAUAUUCCCGAUCAAUCUCAUGCCGAUUCCACUCCAAUCUUGGUUGAUUAUCAUGUUAGUCGUUCCGGUUAAUGACCCAAAACUUGGUGCCCGUUUAUUUAAUCAACCCACCAUACAAAUAAUACACAAGCUUUGCGUAAGAACACAGCCGCCUGUGAUUCUCCCUUCCAGCGAAUUCACCAUUCCACCCUCCCCUGUAACCUCACACCACGGCCAAUCAACGAGGACAAAUCCGUCAACAACCCCAAACUCUGCAACUUUCCCCACUCUGUUUAUAUUAUAAGACCUUCCCCAAGGUCGCGUACGAAGAAGGAGAAGCCAUUAACGAUUCCCAUUCCCAUUCCCCCACAGCGCAAAAUGGAAGAACAAGUAGAAACAUUAGGUAAAGCGUUCGUGGAUCACUACUACCACCUCUUCGACGCCGAUCGAUCCUCCUUGUCGUCCCUUUACCAGCCCACCUCCAUGCUCACUUUCGAAGGACAGAAGUUCGUCGGCGCCGCCGACAUCACCGCCAAGCUCAGAGGCCUGCCGUUCGACCAAUGCAAGCACGCCGUCAGCACCAUCGAUUCGCAGGCUGCCGCGGGUCACGGGUGGCAUCGUCGUGUUCGUCAGCGGCAGCCUGCAUCUGCUCGGCGAGGAGCAUCCCCUCCGGUUCAGCCAGAUGUUUCACUUGCUUCCGACGAUCCACGGGACGUUCUUCGUGUAGAACGACAUUUUCCGACUCAACUAUGGUUGAUCUUUUUUAACGUACUUGAUUCGUGCUUCGAUCUGUUUAUUCUGUGUUGUUUGUAAUGUGUAAAACACUAAAACUGGACAUUGACUCUCUGCCAAUUGGAUAUAUCGUGUUUUUCUGUUAUUUCGUAUUGAAAGGCUUGAUCUUGUGGGUAGUUGGGCUCUCGAGUACUUGGCCUAGGGGAACAAUUUUGGAUCAAGAAGAUGGUCCGGCCCAGAUGAGCACUACCCUGAUAGCAUAGAACGACAUAUAAAUUUCACCCAGACCAAUACAGUCAAAAGCGCGAUUCUACCUAGAAGCGGAAAAUGGGUAAAAUCGUAAAUCGUAGAAUCAAAGCGUAAAAACGUAAGUUUUUGACGCAUACUGUAAAAUAACGAAAAAUGUGUUAAGUACGACAUAUACUAUGUAAAAUAUGAGUGCUCAUAGUUUAGAUAAGUUAAUAAAUACCUGUAAUUCAUGUCUAAACUCAUAACAUUUUAACAAUAAGUUCAUAAACAUAUAUCUUAACCAUAAGCUACCUUCCCCUCUAAGCUAGUGAUUUUGGGAAGCACCUAGUUGGUGAAUUAGAUUACUCUGUUGAAACUAAGAAUGCACCCAAGUACUUGAUAUGUAUCUUUUAAUCUUAAAUAUAUCAUUUUUUUGUGAUUUACCUGUAAAAUAUAAGUAUUUUUGUGAAUAGAAUACUCCUUUAGUGAACUAGAAGCAUAAAAGAGUAAAGUGUUUUGGUGAACCAGAAGCGUAAAAGCGUAAGCUUUUAAGCUUUAAAGCGCAUUUCAGUCCCGAUUUUAUACACUUAAGAUUUUAUAUGGAAACGAAAGCAUUUUAGUGUUCUAGAAGCGUAAAACCGUAAGUUUUUAAGUUUUAAAGCGCGAUUUUUACUGCAUUGAUCCAAACGACAAAUUCACAAUAUGGACCUGAGAUUCUUUACUAUAUCUGUUUUAUCCUCACAAUCUUACAUAUAAUCUGACUAAAAAUAUCAUAUACAAUAUGGUAGACAGAACUUUGUUUCAUCUUCCCAUUUUUACACGAUAUGGUAGAUAGAUAAUAAUCCUAUAGUUGUGACUUGUGUACAGCCAUACAAUUACAAACUUUUAUAGACACGUGAUAUACCAAAUUCGUAUUAUUGAAAGUCAAGUGUAUGGAUCACUUCUUUACCUGUCAAGAGAAUGAUAUCUGAUAUAUUUCUGAUCUCAUUAUUUUAGAUUACCGAAAUCAACUAGUUUCUGAACUUCAUAUCAGAACUUUUGAUCGAGAGUUCCCCUGCUCGAAUCCUUACCAUCGAGGAACCCUUUAGUAUUGCCUCCUAUACAGACUCAUAAGUCGAGUUAUAUAGGGUUGAAAUGAGGUCAAAUUUAUGUACAUACAUUCCUACUGGUGUCUGUGAGCUCAGCAGCUCAACUGGCUUCUGGCAAUAGGGGAAUUCCAAAUUUUGAUAAUUGGAUUUAAAUUUAAUUAUCACAAUGACAAGUGGAUAAUUUUGAUGAAUCACCAACAACAACAAAAAGAAGACGUCACCACGAAUGGCAGAGAAACAGAAAUGAUACAGACAUUAUAGUUUGCAAAAUGGAAUGUCAAGAUUUGCAGUUGCUUAUAAUAAUAAUUAACAAAAGAAUUUAAUCAAGUGGGAAGAUUUGUAAUUACUUAAUUAAUUAAAGGGGUGAUGCUGCUGAGCUUGCCCACCAAAACCAAACGUGGGUACGAGUAACCCCACUUUUGCAUUACAUGUCAUGCUAAGCCCUAAUUACAUUACAUGUCCCCAUAACACAUAAAUUGAAUUAAGAACAAAAAGAGAGAUUUGACAGAGAUGCAAAAAUGGGGGGAAAUUCUGAGUAGCAAUAAUAGCUUUUUAAGCUCUCCAGAUUCUGAGGAUAAAACGAGAAGCACACUGCCACCUAAUUAUUAUUAUUAUGAACAAAAGGAUAUUAGAUGUGCUUUAAUUUUAAUAAUUAAGCAUAGUGAAGUGAUCUUGAUAGGGAGGAGAGCUGAGAGGUCAUGUUAGUGGUAGGGAUGUGCAACGGUCUUGUAAGGAUCACAUUAAAUCACAGAAAAUGUG
This is a messenger RNA of Linum trigynum, 2797 nucleotides long. The record is from the annotation of a GenBank genome assembly. Lineage: Eukaryota; Viridiplantae; Streptophyta; Magnoliopsida; Malpighiales; Linaceae.